Messenger RNA from Cuscuta europaea, 611 nucleotides. The record is from the annotation of a GenBank genome assembly. NCBI's taxonomy places the organism in Eukaryota, Viridiplantae, Streptophyta, Magnoliopsida, Solanales, Convolvulaceae.
AAUCCACUUCAUUUCACACCAUUUUAUCUCUCCCAUGAUCUUUUCUCUCUCAUUUCUCUCUUCUCACAAUCUCUUCCAACCACAAAAUUCAAAGUGUGUUCUCACAGGAAAGGAGAUACUGAGAUGGACAACAAGCCAAGCGUUUGGAGUAAUAAGGUUUUAUUACUAGUGGCUGUUGGUCUCCUCUUGUUUUUAUCUGUAAGAAUUGAGGUUAAUUACCACUACCACCACAAAUUAGCCAAAGAUGACAUUGAGAUAAUCAGGAUGAUCAUGAUGAUUAUUGGGCCUCUCCCCCCUCCAGAUGUUGUAAUGAUUCGGAAGAUGAUGAGAAGUUAUUAUUCUUUUCACCUUCACCAUCACACUUACAACUCUAUCAACAACGUGAUGAAAAGAGAAGUACCCGAUGGACCUAAUCCCAGUCAUCACAAGGACAUACGAUAUUGAGUUCUGGAAAGCUUGAAUUCUACGCGAUGGAUGAGCGAAGGUUGGAAUUGAAUUCGUCGGAGUCGAGAAUUCAGAUGCAAGGAGUCGAUCAUUUGGAAAUAAUUAAGUUAGUAUUGCAUGGACAUAUUGAAAAUAAAUAAAUUUCCAUUUGGAAUUGGAUGUAUAUA